Molecule: messenger RNA, 1314 nt
Organism: Dipodomys ordii (Ord's kangaroo rat)
Lineage: Eukaryota; Metazoa; Chordata; Mammalia; Rodentia; Heteromyidae
Gene: Htr3b
Product: 5-hydroxytryptamine (serotonin) receptor 3B, ionotropic
Exons: 9
Coding region: 1-1314 (437 amino acids)
Biological process (GO): regulation of membrane potential; chemical synaptic transmission; monoatomic ion transmembrane transport
Cellular component (GO): synapse; neuron projection; postsynaptic membrane
Molecular function (GO): neurotransmitter receptor activity; extracellular ligand-gated monoatomic ion channel activity; transmembrane signaling receptor activity
Source: RefSeq, a predicted model, not a curated record
AUGUCUCCUCUGUGGCCCUGUGUCCUGGUGUCUGCCACAGGAAUUCUAGCCGCAGCCAUACCCCAUCCUGGGGGUUCUGUCCUGUAUAAUCUCACCACGCAGUUACUACAGCAGUAUCACAAGGAAGUGAGACCUGUUCACAACUGGGCGGAGGCCACUACCGUCUACCUGGAUCUGUUGGUCCACACUGUAUUGGAUGUGGAUGUACAGAAUCAAAAACUAAAGACAAUAGUGUGGUACCAUGAGGUUUGGAAUGAUGAGUUUUUGUCCUGGAACUCCAGCAAGUUUGAUGAGAUUAAAGCGAUCUCCCUGCCUCUCAGUGCCAUCUGGGCUCCCGAUAUCAUCAUUAAUGAAUUUGUGGACAUUGAAAGAUCCCCUGACCUUCCCUAUGUUUAUAUAAACUCAUCGGGGACUAUUAAGAACUCUAAGCCAAUCCAAGUGGUCUCUGCAUGCAGUUUACAGACCUAUGCUUUUCCAUUUGAUGUCCAGAAUUGCAGCUUUACCUUCAACAGCAUUCUGCACACAGUGGAAGAUAUAGACCUGGGCCUGCUGAGACACAGAGAAGACGUUAAACAUGACAAGAUGGCAUUUUUUAAUGACAGUGAGUGGGAAAUUCUAGCAGUGUCCUCAAUGUACAAUGUCCUACACAUCGCCACCGGGGAUUUCGCACAGAUUCAGUUUAAUGUAGUGAUUCGCAGAUGCCCUCUAGCCUAUGUUGUCAGCCUGCUGAUUCCCAGCAUCUUCCUGAUGCUUGUGGACCUGGGCAGUUUCUACCUGCCACCCAAUUGCCGUGCCAGGAUUGUGUUCAAGACCAAUGUGUUGGUGGGCUACACUGUCUUCAGGGUCAACAUGUCUGACGAGGUGCCAAGGAGUGCGGGGAGCAUCUCUCUGAUUGGUAUCUUCUUCACAGUCUGCAUGGCCCUCUUGGUUCUUAGCUUGUCUAAAUCCAUCAUGUUGAUCAGAUUCCUCCUCAGUGAGCGGAGCAGCGGGCAGAAACAACCCCUUCGGUGCCUUCAAGGGUGUGUUGAUGAGGAUGGCUCUAGAAUAGACCCUGGGGCCCAGCGUGCCGGGGUAACAGCAUUCCCAAUCUAUCAAGACCACUGGGUCCAGUCAGGGACCCUAAAGGAAAUCUGGUUCCAGCUUCGAUCCAUCAACAACCAUCUCCAAACUCAGGAGCAGGUGGACCAACAGAAGGUGGCGUGGUUGGCGCUCCUGUAUCGCUUUGACCAACUGCUCUUCCGAAGCUACCUGGCCAUCCUGGGACUGUACACUAUUACUCUGUGCUGUCUUUGGGCACAGUGGAGUGGCUGGUGA